GCCUGCCGGCGCAACGCGAAUCGAUUAGACGUGAACGCUGUGAGUGAGCAACAGUCGUCUAACGUACCGGAGACAGCAAGGAAGCAGCGUGUAGUAUCGUCGUGCAAAGGGAGUUCUCUAAAACUCGCAGGAAUGGAACAUUCCAAACGGCUAUAUGUAGUGCUCCUUGUAGCUUACCUGUGCGGCGUACAACUUGUGCAAUCACAAUUUUCAGCUCUUGAAAUGUUGCGGCGCGAUAAAUGCAUCUGCCCGUGUGGCAACCCAAAAGGAGGAAAGGACUACCACGUGCCCAACAAUCAGUUGAACUGGUUUGAUGCCGCUUCAUACUGCAGCGCGAUCGGUAUGUCGCUGGUGACCAUAAAGAACGCAGAUGAAGGCCAGAGACUCUACGAGUCGCUGCCUACAACUCUUCGUUCCUCGUCGUACUGGAUAGGUGCGAAUAAGUUGACCACCAACUAUCACGUCCAGUGGGAACUAACCGGAGACGAAGCUUUCAACGAAGCGUGGGCUAAUGCUGAACCUAAGCAAAGAGAAGGAUAUUGCGUCUAUAUAAAACCACUAUUUCAGGGUCAAAAGACAUGGUACUCCGAUGAUUGCCUUACGGAGCGUAAAUUUAUUUGUGAAUAUUUCGCAAAAUAAAGCAUGCCGCACACGCACAGCCGCUCGCUGUUUAGUUAUCCGGAUA
Molecule: messenger RNA, 685 nt
Organism: Anopheles darlingi
Lineage: Eukaryota; Metazoa; Arthropoda; Insecta; Diptera; Culicidae
Product: snaclec coagulation factor IX/factor X-binding protein subunit B-like
Exons: 3
Coding region: 133-639 (168 amino acids)
Source: RefSeq, a predicted model, not a curated record